AACAUAAUAACAUGGGCAAAUAGGCAAUACUGCAAUAGGAGUCGACCGUAAUCGUUGUCACAAACAAUAUAAUAUAAAUUAUAGCACUGAAGGUAUUCGGAUACCGUGGUUUAAUCUUUUAUCUACGGUUUAAAUACACCCAUUGUAACCGUUAUCUGUCGCCUACCGCCGUUGUUGUCGAGGAUAAUAUUUCAUGCCGGCUGGGUAAACAAAAAUCAUAGCUAUAGUUGUUUCAUUGUUUGCCUGUUAGUUGUUCAGUCGUUUAAAUCCAAUCGUUGGCACUGGUUCUGUCGUCUCGUUCAUCGCUUGUAUUAUUUUUUUUAUUAAUAUAUUCGAAUACAUAUUCCGUGAGUAAGUAUACAGUAGAUAGGUGUAGGUACUUAACCUAUACCAAUAUUGUAAAUUAUAUAUUUUAUAGUAUUUGUUUAUACCUAUUAGCCACCUAACCGUUUUGCUAUUCAAUUUUAACAGUGAUAAUAUUAUGAACUGUUUUACUUUUUCAGUACCAUAAACCGUGAAAAUGUCGUACAAGCUCACGUAUUUCGAUGUCACUGCUUUGGCCGAACCCAUUAGAUUUCUCCUGUCUUAUUUGGAAAUCGAUUUUGAAGAUAAUCGUUUCCAACGCGAACAAUGGCCAUCAAUUAAACCAAGUAAGUUUCAAUGUUGGGCAAUAAGUUGGCCAGAAAUUCAACCGAAUUAUAUUAGUCAAAAUAUAGAUGAUGCUAUGAUAGGUAUUUGUUGAUUUGAUGGUGUUUUGCUCUCUCUGUUUUGUGCCCGUAUAAAAAACUGAUUAGUGGAUGGUUUGUCUUUGGCUGUAGGACAUUUAGUCUCUUAAAAUUAUUAAUCAUAGAACGUUUCGUCCCAUGGACCCCUUGAAAUAGUAAGCAAAAUGUAUUUUUUAUUUAUUCCAAAUCAAAUACAAGCAAGUAUGAAUUAUAUAUAUAAAUAACAAAAUAAAAAAACCUUACCUAGUUAUUUCAUAAUCAAAUUUGACUAUGUACAAUGUACAUGUCUAUUAUUAUUAUUAUUACAUGUCUAUAUCAGGUACCUAUCUAUUGUAGCCGAUACUUAAUAAUAAUAAUGUAUUUAGUAUUAUCACAAGAAGUUUUAAUGUAUUAAAUGUUAUUUACUAGUAAAUCUUAUGGGUAAUGAAAAACUAAUAUUUUUUUUUUUAACUCACUUUUAAGUAGAAGUUUCACUUUAUAUUGUUUAAGUAUUUAAAUUUGACAGAUGAUAACAAAUAAUAUCAGGGACCAAAUUUCCUGUUUUCAAUACUGUGGAGACGUUUAUCAUAUAAUGUGCCUUAUUAUGGAUUAGGUACUGUAGGAAUUUCAUUACCAUAUUAAGGAAGAUUAAAUAUUUAAGUAGGUACUAGUAAUUUGUACCUACCUGAAUAAAAUAUUAACUUCAAUAAUUUCAAAACAAUUUCAAAAUUUUAUCUUUUUUUUUUUAUAAAUCUUUAUAUGGGCAUUAAGUAGGUAAGUUUUUAAAAAUAUAUUUUUUCUUUCUUUUAAAAGUACGAUGGUACUACUUACUGAUAACAAUAACAUGUUACAACAUAUAACCUAAUACUCAAUUAAAUAUUUAAUGGCACUCAAGAUUUCACUAAUAAUUUUUUAUUUUAUUUUAUACAAUAUCAAGUUUAAAUGGUAUAAUUAUCAAGACUAUUAUCAUUUAAUUGCUUAUGUACUGUUUAAUAAGUUAUUUAUUUUAUUAUUAAUUAUCUCUGAUUAGAUGUUAAUUGACAAUUGUUUAUAUUUUUUUUUAUCAUAUAAUAUACCGCUAUAAGUAAUUAAGUGUUUAAUGUGCAUACAGUAUAAAUACUUAAAUAAUAAAAUAUUAUUAUCUUGGUUAUCUCAUACAAUUUUCUAGUUCGAAGGAGAAACUAAUCUUAAAUAGAAAAUAUAAAUCAAAUAAAAUAUUAUUUGUACAUUAGCUGAUCCCAUUUCUUUUCAACUAAAUAAUUGUAUACAAAUAAAAACAAAAAAAUGUUAAAUGCCUAUAAAUAGCUCAAACAUUUUACCACAUUUAGAAAAAGUAAUUAUUAGAAUUCUGUACAAUUUUAAUUCUACUGUAAAAUUUAUUAACUGAAUUAUAACUGAAAAAAGAAAAUCAAUAUUAUUCUAAACUUUUCCCGUUUUUUUGUGGUUUUUCACAAUUAUUAAGAAAACUACAAGGAACAAAGUUAUUUUAUAAAAAACUAGACAAAAUUUUAUUUCAAAAAGAUAACACUUCUGAAAUUGGGGACAAGAUUUCUGGUGGAAAAAAUAAUCAAAUAUUUGACGCUUUAAAUUUUUGUCCAUUUUUUUUUCGGUUUGUCCAAUUUAUUAUGAUCAGUGGGUGGAUCAAGUGAGGACAACAGGGUCAUUUGCUUCUCCUCCAAACACCGUAAUGGAGUAGUAUGUUUUGGUUCAUAAGAUCCUUAAAUUUACUAUAUUUUUAAUUUUGCCUCUUCCUAAAUUAAGCUCUGGGUCUGCCUGGUUAAUUUUUUAAAAAAAAGGUGUAUCAACUUUAAUUAACCAGUCCUCAAAAUAAAGUGAAAUAAACCAUCCAGAUUAACUCCUGUUGUAUCUAGAAUUUGGAGGCCCAUCCUUAAUCCAAGAAUCAUACAUAUGGGUUGUCUUAUACACAAUAUAUGGCGAAAGAAGUUACCCAGAUCCAGUGCAUGCAAACAUAACUGACAUUGAGUAUUUAAUAGAGUUCAUAAUUUUUUCGGGAUAAUUGCAUCCUUUUUUGAUUAUAAAUUUUAAUCGCCUCGAUUGAUGAGUUAGGGCAAUGGCUUAGAUUAGUUUCAUCAUAAUCAAUCAAAUUUUCAAGUUCAACUUCUUUUAUAGAUUUUUCAAGGUUAUUGAAAUAUAAAUGUAAAGUCUGAAGAAACUUGUUCUCCAGCUCGUUUAAUAUUUUGGCUAAGUCUUUGAAUUAACACAUCCUUUUAAUGUAUUAAAAAUGAUGGGCGAAGUCAUAACCAGGCAUGUUGUUUUAAAAUUGUUUUACUAUUUUUCUUUUCCUAUUAAAAUAAGAUUUAACAAUGCAUCUUAAAUCUAAGGUAGUUAACGGAUAUUUCCAAUUUGAACAUGUGACUUAUUGUUUGGUCAAUAUUUUUUUAACUUCAUCACUUAAAAUAGUUUGACCACCUUGUUUUUUAAUGUUUUUGCUUGGAUUUUCCUUAAAUUUUUUGUGUCUGUUCAAUACAGUUGUAGAAAUUCCAUGAUUUUUGGAACAAAUACAAAAAGUAAGUCCACUCUUCAAGUCUGUCUAAGCAGCUGCAAUUUGGGCAGUAGUGUAUAUUUUACUAUAGAACUUUUGAAGUUUUGUUCCCUGGUAAAUACGUGCCAUAUUUGAGACGAUUCUAAAAAUAGAAUAGUACCUAAUUAUAAUCUGUAAUAAAAUUUGUGUACACAACAUAGUUUAAAAUUAAUAAAUAAACACUGAACAUGAAAUCAAAGCAUGGUCUUAGAAGUUUUUUUUCUUAGUUCUUCUAAGAUCGUCAAUUAAAUUAACAAAUCUAAACAACAUUUGGAACACAACAAUAUAAGUCCAAUCCUUAUCGGUAGAUUAUCUGUGAUAACAGAGUAAUUAUAAAUAUCUUUUUCUGAUUUUGUUCCUAUUGCACCUUCAUUUCCUAUACACCUCAUUUUAUGGUACUAAAUAAAGAUCACAUAUUUAUUGAAAAAUAUAGUUGUACUUUUUCAAUAUUCAUAACUUUGUGAAAAUACUAGUUACACUACUGAUUAUUAUAAUAAUUGUAUAUUCUGCUGCCAUACAAAAAAAAAAAAACAUAAUUCCAAAAUUCAAACUUUCAGAAAAAUAUGAUUUUAGUUCUGUACUUAUAAAGUGUAAAGUGCAGCAUUUUAUAUGUUUUUAAUAUUUAUAACUAAAAUAUACUUUUUAAUAUUUUAAUAAUUUUACAUUGUGUAUUUGGUACAAAUAUCUAUCUUAUCUAAAAUAUGAGCUCUAUUAACAUGCAUAAUGUGGAUAAAUCUACCUUGAAGUGGUUAUUUAUUUUUAUGUAUAAAUAAUUUUAAAUUGUUUAUAUUUAUUUUAGCCAUGCCUUUUGGUAAAGUCCCAGUGUUGGAAAUUGAUGGAAAAGUAGUAAAUCAAUCUACAGCAAUAACUCGUUAUUUGUCCAAAAAAGCUGGACUAGCUGGUGAUGAUGAAUGGGAAUCUUUGUUGAUAGAUAUUGCUGUUGAUAAUAUUCAUGAUUUAAGACAAGGUAAAUAAAAAAUUACAUAUCUUUUGUUUAAAAACACUAUAAAUUAACUAAUAUGUAUUUUAUUCUUAUAGCUCUAGCUUCUUAUUCAUACGAUACGAAUGAAGAAUCCAAAGCUGCCAAAUACGGACCUUUGAUCAACGAAACUAUUCCAUUUUACAUGGAUAAAUUUGAAAAUAUUAUUGGUGAAAAUAAUGGCUACUUUGUAAAUGGAAAGGUAAUCCAAUAUUCAUAACUUUUAAAAUCCAUUUAGCACUUUUUGGUGCUUAUGAAAAAGUAAAUAAAAUCAGUCUAUAUAACAAUUGCAUUCUAAAAAUCCUGUUUUGAGAUGAUGUAGACCUUCAUUUGUCUAUCUAAAACUGGUGUAUUGUUAUUUGUUAUCAGUUUUUAUCUUUUAUUUAAAACAAUUAAAAUUAAUUUCGAAAAAUCAUUUACGAAUGAUAGAUCAAAGUUACUACCAGAAAUCUUCGUUGAUGUUUUUAUUGAGCAAGUUUUCUUGUUAAACUGUAAACGGAUAGGAAACAAAAAAUUCAACACGUCACUGUUAAAUCAAUCUAAAAGUUAGUUGGUUAAUUUAACACAAAAUUAAUAUUAUUUUCAGUUGUCCUGGGCUGAUUUAUUCUUUGUAGCUGUUUUGGACUACUUGAACUAUAUGGCAAAGAUCGACUUAUUAGAAGGUCGUCCAAAACUACAAGCACUGAAGGAGACAGUAGUUGCCUUACCUCAAAUCAAAGCGUGGAUUGAAAAACGUCCUAAAACAGAUCUUUAAAUAUAUAUAUUUAUAUAUAAAAAAACAAUUUUAUUUUUAACUUAACAGUAUUUAAAAACUUCAUUAUGAUGAAUUGAAUUUCUUUUAAUUUUAUAACAACAAUAAUGUAUGCAUUAUUUUUAUUCAAUAUAACAUAAACAUUAUAUCCAUAUAUAUAUAAAUAUAUUAAUCAUAUUCAUUUUUGUGUGAUAAUAAAGCAUAUUUGAAAAGUUAAUGGCUAACUCAUUAAGUAUUAUUUGAUUGAGUGGCAUAAGCUGGACUUCUUUUGUUUACAUCAAAGGUGUGCAACCCACAACUCACUUAGCGGCUUUAUACUUUCAGUAAUAGCAAUGUACAAUUUGUAUACAAAUAAUGUACACUACGAUAUCUUUGUUAAAAUUAUUGAACAAAAAUAGGUACAUAUACAUUGUACACAUCAACAUUUAAUUUAUCAUCCAUAAUAAUUGUACUAAAUGAAAUAUGACUAAGUAUUACGAAAUUAUUUUUAUAGUAAGUUGUAUUUAUCUUGUUCUGUGAGUGAUAUUUUAGAUUCUGAGUAAUGCGAAGAAGCUUAUGGUUUUAUAAUGACGUUUAUUUAUUUUUUUCGGUGGACAACUUUGCUACCAGCAAUCUGAUUUUCAAUGAUAGCACUUCAUCUGAAAGAAAAUUGGACUGGGGAGGUACUUUAAGGAGUUAAUUUUUUAAUUUUCUCAAUGAAUCGAAAAAAAACCGAGAAAAUGGGAAAUUAGGUACAAUAUUAAACAAAUAUUAUUAAAAAUAAAUGUUUA
This is a messenger RNA of Cinara cedri, 5746 nucleotides long. Lineage: Eukaryota; Metazoa; Arthropoda; Insecta; Hemiptera; Aphididae. The record is from the annotation of a GenBank genome assembly.